UUUUAAUUUUACUCAAAUAUAGGGAAAAUGGUUUAUUUCAUCUAAUAUAGGUUUUUAUUCAUUAAAUCGGUGCAAGUGUUUUGAAAGGAGAUAUUACUGCUUAAUCGCGAGGGUAAGAUGGGAACGUAACAGAAUGUAUGUAACGGGUGGCGCAUAAAGAAUGGCGAUCCCCUUAUUUUCAUUUAAAUAACUUUUUUAGUUUUCAUUGUUGAGACUUAACUUUUUUUAAAAGAUCUACCAUUUCAUUCCGUACGGAAAACCUAUCGCCCAGUUUUCAUAUACCGCAGAAAUGAAAGAAUAUAGUAUAUAAAAGGAUCUGCUAAUGAAGUAUCACGUGGAUUUUUACUUGAUCACGCGGGAAUGACCUCUAGGCUUUUAUAGUUGAGAAUUAAUGAAAAAAACGAGGUUCUUCUACCUUUCUUCACUUGUCUUUAAUCACAAAAGCGUUCUUAUUAACGUGACAGAGCAUCAAGAUCAAAAAAAUUUAUAAUAUAGUACUAAUAUCUCAUGUAUUUUACUAAAAUCUCGUGGUAUUCAAAUAUCUAGACUGAUGUGCUAAUAUCUGCUUUAUUCCGCUAAAAUCUCACCGUUUAGUGAUAAUGUCUCGUGUAAUUCACCAAAAUCUUAGCAUUUAUUACUAAUGUCUCGUGUAUCCCACUAAUAUCUCGUGUGUUUUACUAAAAUCUCAUGGUAUUGAAAUACCUAGAAAAAUUGCUAAUAUCUUGUGUAUUCCACUAAAAUCUCACCUUUUAAUAGUAAUAUCUUGUGUGUUCCACUAAUAUCUCGUGUGUUCCACUAAUAUCUCGUGUGUUUUACUAAAAUCCAGUGGUAAUCAAAUAUCUCGAAAAAUAUGCUGAUAUGAGUACACGAGAUAUCAGCAUAUCUUUCCAGAUAUUUGAAUACCACUAGAUUUUAGUAAAACACACGAGAUAUUAGUGGGAUACACGAGACAUUAGUAAUAAAUGCUAAGAUUUUAGUGAAUUACACAAGACAUUAUCACUAAACGGUGAGAUUUUAGCGGAAUAAAGCAGAUAUUAGCACAUCAGCCAAGAUAUAUGAAUACCACGAGAUUUUAGUAAAAUACAUGAGAUAUUAGUACUAAAUGGUGACAUUUUAGUGAAAUAUACCAGAUAUUAGUGGAAUACAGAGAGAUUAGUACUAAAAGGUGAAAUUUUAGUAAAAUACAUGAGAUAUUAGUCCCAAGCCGUGAGAUCCUAGUGAAAGAGACGAGAUAUUAGCACUGGGAGGUGGCCUUUUAGUGAAAUAAACGAGAUAUUAGCACCAAAAGCUGAGUUCUUCGUGAAAUACACGAGAUAUUAGUACAAAACGGUGAGAUUCUAGUGAAUAGGCGAGAUAUCAGGGCAUUUCUCUAGAUACAUGAAAACCAGGAGGUUUUAGUAAAAUGCAAGAGAUAUUAGUGGAACACACGAGAUAUUAGAGAAUAAAAAGAGAUAUUUUAGUGAAUACACGCGAAUAUCAUCAUAUUUUCCUAGAUAUUUGAAAAGCACAAGGUUUUGCUAAAACACAGGCGAUAUCAGUACUUAAAGGUGAGAUUUUAGUGAAAUAAUCGAGAUAUUAGUACUAAACGGUGAGACUUUAGUGAAAUGCACGUGAUAUUAAUACUAAAGCGUGGGAUUUUGCUGUAGUACAGGAGAUAUUAGUACUAAACUGUCAGAUUUUAGUGAAAUAAACCGGAUAUUAGUACCAAACUGUGGGAUUUUAUUGAAUACACAUAGAUACUAGUACUAAAAGGAUUUUACUGAGUACAAGAGAUAUCAGCAUAUUUUUCCAGCUAUUUGAAUAUCGGUAGAUUUUAGUAAAAUACAAGAGAUAUUUGUGGGAUACACGCGACAUUAGUACUAAAACGAGAGAGUUUAGUGAAUUCACGAGAUAUUACCACAUUUUUCUAGAUAUUUGAAUACCACCAGAUAUUAGUGAAAUACACAAGAUCUUACUACUAAAAGGUGACAUUUUAGUUUUACUAAAAUCUAAUGGUAUUCAAAUAUCUAGAAAUAAAUCUGAAUGGGAUUUACGUUUACAAAAUGAUCUAACAAUAAAUACUAUGACACCAGUUGAAAAUACAUCUGAUGUGAUUCAUAAUCAUCGUCCAUUAUUAUCUCGUAGUAAAAGUGUUGCAACUAUUAAUAACGAUGAUAAUGAUGAUAAGAAUGACGAAGUCAAAACUCGACCGUUAUCAAUGAUUGUACGUGAUGGUUCAUGCGUAGAAAAAUUACGACAAUUAUUUGCUAAUAAAUCAUCAAAUGAUUUGAGAUCAUCGACAACAAGACCACCAAGUCAAAGUCUCGUUAACUUCGCUAAAAUCGCACCUUUCAGUGCAAAUAUCGGGCUGAUAUCUGGGUAA
Messenger RNA from Didymodactylos carnosus, 2362 nucleotides. NCBI's taxonomy places the organism in Eukaryota, Metazoa, Rotifera, Eurotatoria, Philodinida, Philodinidae. The record is from the annotation of a GenBank genome assembly.